GCCGCAGUACCCAAGAGAAGCUAUCAUUCCGUCGUUGAGUCCUUACCGUCGCGUGUUGGGGCUCGGCAAAAACUACCUGACACCCCCAUUCGAAAACGUUGCCAAAGGAUGACGGAAAAAAAAAUAAGAAAACAAAAAGCGACAUCUACUUGGUACAACUGUGGUUUAAAUUUAAAUCCUUCAGUUCUGUAGCGGACGUUUUUCUUCUGUGUCAAUGGCAACGUCCCAAAGGACUUCUGUGUUUGAGCUUAGCCGUCUUCGUCAUAGAAUACGCAUAGAGAUGGUUUUUGAUGCGAAAAAUCCCACACUUAGAUUUUACCUUUUGUUAAAUAAUUUUUUAGUUUCCCUCUAUCCCUUACAAUUCUGAGAAAUUUCAUGAAUGACAACUAGUACUAUAAGGAUAAUCUCGCUUUAUUUGUUCACGUUAACGUCUAGGCACCAUCUUCACAUUAAUUAACAAGAAGUCAAACUUGACGUAACCAUUCAAGAGUUUAACAAAAUACAAAAUUCGUGCCAUUAUUCUUCAGAUGAUUUUGCUGUGAAAACGAAAGUUCAUCAUUUGUUGCCAUUUCGAUGUGAAAAUUAAAAAUAUGUUUUGAAUAAUGUUUUGUUAAUAAUAACUUGAAUGACGAAAAUAUAUAAAAUUCAUUUUGCAAUAAUCUUGUGGUGUUGAUAAUGAGAAAGUUCUGAAGUCAAAUGCAGCGUUCUGUGCUUGGAAUAAUUUACUUGUGAACGAGAUUUUUUUUUUUUUUUUUUUGGAGUGAAACUUUAUCGAAGGAUUUAUUCAACGAAUCACUAAAGGAUUAACAUGAGACGGAAUAAACCUGAAUUUUUCUGCCAUGCAAAGCUUAAACAUUGCACACCACCACGAAGUAUGAAAGAAUGAUGGGGCGUCUGAUUUGCAGUGAGCAAUCAGAGCCAAGAAAAAGAGGGGAAGACAGUCGAAUUUUCCCCACCGAGCCAGGGCAUCUGUCGCCCUUGUACAUGAACACUUCGAACAGCAUUCCAUUGCAUCAGAUCAUCUCUUUCCCGCCUAUCGCUCCGGUAGAUCCCAGAACCCUCACCACACCCUCCCACAGGCCCGUUUCAUCAUUCGCUGAAGAAAGAGCUCAUUCAUCCUUUCAGGAGUCAUCUUAUGCAACGACACCUUCUGUUUCAGAAGCAAAAGAAAUCAGGAGUUCAGCUACAUCACCUAAUCUAAAAUUUCCACCUAUUCUCUCCUCAAAAACAUCUUCAACAUCCGAAGCCCUCAUCAUGCCUCCGAGAAAUACUCCCGAAAUUCCAGGUCCAAGUACUCUUCCUCCAGUGGCUGAUACCAACAAAGCACCAUGUUCUCCAUUCAUAGACCCGAGGUUGGAUUAUGAAAAUAUGAUGGUUAGCUACUUCAUGCCACAAUCGGUUAAAUCCGAAAAUACUUCUCUACCUGAAAAACCAGAAAUUGAUCUACUCUCAGAGAAUCUUCAACUUUCAAAUCAAAAUAGCUUCAAUUCUAGUCAAUCAUAUAAUGCUCCUGCUCCAAACCACCAACUUAUACAAAGCAGUGCAGGGUCUGGGAAUUUAUUUCAUAUGCCUCAAGGCAUAAUUCAGGAAAAUAAUUACCCCAAAUUUCAAAAUAAACCACAUUCAGCACAAAGAACUGUAAACCAAAAUCACAUUUCACAGAACUCUCGAAAUGCAAAGCAAAUGACUGCUCCACAUCCUAACAUGAGACAACAUACUGCAAUGGAUGUUACAUCAUCGGGAUGCACUAUUCUUGAUAGCAGCAUGAUGAGUCAGUUUCAGGGACAUCAGAUACACUCUGGAAAUGAGUUACAACUCAGUCAUACGCUUAAACCAGAGACUUCUUGUAAUCCUUGCACAUUACCGGUUGCUACAACUAGAACAUCAAAUAUGAUGCAGUCUGUUACUGUAGAAUCGCAAGAGUCUGCUAUGGUUAACAGGGACCAAAAUUCAAAUAUUGCCGACAUGUCAACUGUAUUAAAUGAAUUAUCAAUGUUUAUGCCUGCCGCGGAUAGUUCUAUGGUAGAAUCAAUUUUUCGAGAAAAUAAUAUUCCAACUUCCUUCACUACCACAACUACUGCGACGACCGUCAGCACAACAGUCUCUGCUGCUAAUUCUGCUACUUUUCAGUACCAGGCUAAGACAGAGGCAGCAUGGGGACGCUUUUCUGUGUUACCACCAGUAAUAUCUAGUGCUACGCCUUUAGGUGGAGGUAAUGGUGAUGGAGAUAAUAUAUCUCUGUUGAGCUAUAACUCUGUUCCUUCUAACGCACAAAAUUACUCGCAAAUGGGGAUGUAUUAUAGUUCUUUUUCCCCAUUUUCAGUAAAUUUCUCUGAAAAUAUUCCAUCAGCAUUAGCUUCUAGCCCUCGAUAUUCUGGACGAUCAUCAUAUUCUGGAAGAGGUUCACGAAAUAAAAGGGCAUUAUCUAAUUCCCCUUUAUCUGCUGAAGGUAUUGACUUAAAUUCCAUUAUUCGAAUGUCACCCACCUCCCUUAUUGCUUAUAUUAAUGGCUCCAGGAGUUCAUCUUCUUGUGUAUCGCCCGGUUCAUCAGGGGAAAGAACUGGUUGUUAUGGUCAUCUUUCAGCUAGAAGUAGCUCUAGUCCUCAUUCCGGAUCUGGUUCUUCUGGUAACAGAAGAAGCACGUCAUAUACACCUCAGACUGCUACUCCAGGAGCGAGUAACAGCCGCAGUAAUCCAAGUAAUCUCACUAGUGACAAUAGUAAUGUAUCUAAUUCUUGUGGUAUCAAUAACAACGGUAGAAAUGAUUUUCUGGACAUUGAUGACAAUUUACUUGUGAUGCAAGCAAUGCAGGAUCUUGAAAGUAACUCAAACAUUCAGGGGAAUACUGCUUCAGCAUUCAAUACAAAUAUCAUGCAAACUUCGCCAAUGAUUCCUGAAUGCGGAAAUCUUCAGGUUCUACCACAAGACCUUGCAGCUUUUAGAACAGAAGAUUACCUACCAUUCAUUCCAGCAGUACUGCCCCCAGUACAUACACAUCUGCAACCUCAAUAUCAAUCACCCAUUACGCAAGUUCUUCAUCGAGUUCCACAGCACAACAAACCACCUCCAACAUAUGACCAGCAUAUGGCCAGAAAAGCAACCCUUCAGAAGAACAGUUCUUCAGAAAGUAGUCAGCCAUCCAAUUCAUCCAGCUUCGAAAGUUCUGAAGGGGAUAAGACAGUUGCAGGUAGCAGCAGCACUGACACUGAAAGCAAACGAAUGUAUGCUUGUAGGUGGCUAGACUGUACAGCAGUUUUUCAAGAUCAGGACGAAUUCGUUACGCACAUUGAAAAAGCUCAUAUCGACCAAAAGAAAGGCGAUGACUUUGUAUGCUUUUGGAAAUUUUGUUCAAGAAAACUUCAGCCUUUUAAUGCACGUUACAAAUUGUUGGUUCACAUGAGAGUUCAUUCCGGAGACAAACCCCACAAAUGUACAUAUGCGGGCUGUACAAAAGCAUUUUCCAGACUAGAGAAUCUGAAGAUUCAUCUGAGAUCUCACACAGGAGAAAGACCUUUCACCUGCACGUUUCCAGGCUGCUCGAAGACAUUCAGCAAUUCUUCCGAUCGAACGAAGCAUCAGAAGACUCAUCAUGACACGAAACCUUACGUAUGCCAAGUUACAGGUUGUGGCAAAAGGUAUACAGAUCCGAGUUCGCUGAGGAAACAUGUCAAGAAAAGCCAUCCUGAUAAAAAAGAACCCGACAGGAAAAAGAUUAGGGGUGGUGUAGAGGAACUGGAUCCCAAAGAUUUAAGUGAAUGUUUAAUGAUUCAAGCAAUUAAGCCAAUUACACUCUGUGAUGCUUCACCCCCAGAACCUACAGAUAGCGGACUCGGCAGAUCGCCUAGAGGAUCGCAGCCUGGUUCUUCUUCAGACCAUUAUCCAGGUAUCGGGUACUCCGGCGAAAAUAUCAGUAGAACCGAAACAGCACAAGGUGGUAGUUCUCAUACGUCUCCUUCUAGUCACCACAGUAGCCCUCCCGGUCAGAACGAUCGAGAGAAAUUGCCACCAAACAACAACAGUCUUCGAGUUCCAGUCUUGCCACCAAUCGCUCCGUCUCCUGUUCAGCACAGUCCUUGUUUUAGUCCUCCAAUACAAAGUUCCAAUAAAGUUCGACCAACUUCAAGAAACCUGCCUGCUCGCUCAAGAGCUUUUGGCACAGCAACUGAAUCAACUUCCUUCAGGAGCACUAAUAAUGCAUAUCAGUGUUCAAGACCAUCCACUGAUGUUGCUCAGGAUAUUAUAUCUUCAUUAUAUACUCCUCGUUCCAGUAGUAUCAAUUACAAAUCACCAGAUGUACCACAUCCAUCCAUUUUAAAACAGUCAAGAUUUGAAGGAAGAGAUGGCUCUUGAUAGUGACUUCAAUUUGCAUGAGAAGAUUAUAAUCUAACUGCUGGUCAGAUAAAUGCUGAAGAAGAAUGCUCAAUUACAGACCUCACCUAUUAGCCACAUACACACGGAAGAAGUUACUAAUUAAUUAUGUGGGAUCAAUAACUGCAAAAUUGUUUUACAAAAAAGUACUUAUUAGAUUUAUAAUUUUUUUUACAAAACAGCAAAGCAAAAUGUGAAUGCAGGUUAAAAAAAAUGGAUCAAACAUGGAUUAUUGAAGAUAUAUGUAAAUAGAUAUGUAUAUAGUCUAUCAGACUUUUAAAAAACUAUUAUGGAUUCAGAAGCUUUAAAAACUGAGCUUGCAUAAGAAGCACAGCAGUCAUUUGUAUAUUGUCUAUAAAAAUACUUAUAUGAAUAAAUAUAUUUUAUUAAUAUUUUA
Molecule: messenger RNA, 4765 nt
Organism: Stegodyphus dumicola
Lineage: Eukaryota; Metazoa; Arthropoda; Arachnida; Araneae; Eresidae
Biological process (GO): regulation of transcription by RNA polymerase II
Cellular component (GO): nucleus
Molecular function (GO): RNA polymerase II cis-regulatory region sequence-specific DNA binding; DNA-binding transcription factor activity, RNA polymerase II-specific
Source: RefSeq, a predicted model, not a curated record